UCUUCAUCCAACCUAUACCCUACUACGUUUAUCGGCCUUUGCAACAACGUGCACUACCGAGCCCCACGGCAACAGAUUCUGCGAUGUGUCACUACACUAUCAAAUUCUUCGAGUGCGACCACAAGACCGACGAUAACGUCAAAGGAUGUUCAUUGUGGGGGCAGACAGGAACACACUGCGACAUCGAUAACCCGGUGGUAAGAAAGCGGAGAGACUGCAGCAUCCGCAGUGAAAACUUCACGGGACCAUGUCCUCGAUGCGAAAGUCGAGAGCGCGCACAAAUCUUGAGAGAUCAAGAACAUCGUACGCGCAUCGAGAAGGAGCAGGGAGUAGAGAGGACGCGCAUUGAGAAUGAAAAAGAGGAGGCUCGUGCUCGUAAGCAGAAACAAGAGGAGAAGCGAGCGGUCUUCGAGAGAGCACGCGAAGAAGAAUUACUACGAAUGGACUUGGAGAAAGCUAGACUUGCGGACCAGGAAGAGCAACGUAGGAACGCGGAGGCACACGAGGCUCACUUAAGGCGGGUCCAAGAAGAACCCGAUGCAGCAUGGCGGGCUGAACACGAGUACAAGGAUUUCACUGAGACCCACACUUCGAUCACUCAUACCAAGACUACUUACACGACCACAACAAUCGGAGAGAGCUCUUCACCGUCACCACCUCCGCCUCCGCCUCCGCCUCCACCACCACCACCGCCGCCGCCGCCGCCGGCUCCAGCAGUCCCAUUAUUAGAUUUCUCUCAACCGCCCAAGGAACAGAGUUACGGUCAUCACUUCAUCGGUACGCGUCGCCAACCCGUCCAUGCCUCACAGAAGCUAGCAGCCGAGCACCCCCUCUCUCCAACUGCUCCUUUUACGCUUCGAAGUCCGCAGACUCUGGUAAGACUCCCAACUGCCGUCAAGCCUUCCCCUCAAUCAUCGCCGUCAUCUACUAGUGGCCUUUCAGGUUUGUCUCCGGGUCGUCAGAAGCUUCGUUCGCGCCCGCCUCCAAAGGAAGCGCCACAGGGCGAUUUCGCGAGCGAGUUGCAAGCAACGUGGAACCGAAGGGGUAUCAGGCACGAGACUGAUGAGGAUGAUGACGAUGGCAUUACUACUGCUUCGAUUUCGCCGUCGGAGUCGGCUUCUCAAAUUGGUGGUGAGGCUCCGAAGGGAUGGAGGGGAUAGCAGUUAUUUGAAGAUAGGUUUGAGUGUCUGUAGUUGGGAGAAGCGAGAAGCGAUAGG
Molecule: messenger RNA, 1217 nt
Organism: Paraphaeosphaeria sporulosa
Lineage: Eukaryota; Fungi; Ascomycota; Dothideomycetes; Pleosporales; Didymosphaeriaceae
Exons: 2
Coding region: 84-1160 (358 amino acids)
Source: RefSeq, a predicted model, not a curated record